AUGGCAAAAGUAAUUUUGCACUCUAAAAUAGCUGCCGUAGUAUACAAUGAGCUCCCCAAGGAAGGCAAAAGAGGAGGCAUCAAAGCCUGGCAGUAGAGGAGGGAGUAGAGGGGCCUCCAGGAACACCAGUAAAUCAUCCGUAGGGGGCUCUAGUGAUGGGGCAAGCAAGGGAGCCAAACCUUCAAGACCUCCCUCCACUUCAUCCAUGGACCCCCCGUCCAAGUCAACUCUGAAAGGAACCAAGAAACCACCACUUCAAAAAGAAGGAUCCACUGGAGCAGCAGAUGUUCGACCACCAGGCUCUCCAUUUGAGAAGAAGAAGCCACUCACUAAAGCCGAGCGAAGGGAACUGCAGGAAGCUCAGAGGAGAGCCAAGGCUGAGAAGAAAGCCCCUGGGGGCAAAGUUGGUGAAGGCGCAGCUGUUGAGAGACAGAGCAGCAAUGCAGGUGCUGGGAAGACUGAGCCAGGGCAGGAAGACCACUCAAAGGUGGUGGUUGGACAGAGAGGCUCCUCUCAUAAAAUUACCAAGUCUUCCUCUCAGGACCACCCUCCUCAGAAGCAGGUUCAGUUGUUCACCCACCUUCCUCAAUACUCGAGAGCCCUACCUCCCACCAAGUCAUCAGAUUUCACUGUGGGGAGCAUACCUCCGUGUAUUGUGAAACUAGGACUACAAUAUUCUGAAGGAAUUAUCUGCGGUUCUAACGCAAGAUGCAUUGCACUGUUGGCUGCCUUCAAGAAAGUGAUCCAGAGCUACUCCACACCACCUAAGAAAGAGUUGAGAAGAGACCUAGACGCCACCAUUAAACCAUACAUAACAUUCUUGUCCAAGUGUCGACCUUUGUCAGUAAGCAUGGGCAAUGCUAUCAAACACCUCAAGCUGAAGAUAUCCAACAUACCACCUGACCUCUCAGAGGCAGAGGCCAAGAAGUCCCUGUGUGAUGUGAUUGAUGAUUACCUCAAGGACAAAAUUGACCUGGCUGAUAAGGCUAUCUCCGGGUACUGCCUGACCAUCAUCAACGACGACGAUGUCAUACUAGUACACGCAUACUCUUCAAUAGUUCAGAGGGCCCUCAUGGAUGCUCACAAGGCAGGCAAAAAGUUCAGAGUCAUUGUGGUUGACUCAAGACCCAAACUGGAAGGUCGACACUGUCUGAGACAACUGGUUCAAAGUGGAAUCAAGUGUUCGUACAUUUUCAUCAAUGCAGUCUCGUACAUAAUGAAAGAGGUAUCCAAGGUGAUAGUAGGAGCUCACGGGUUAUUAGCCAAUGGCUACGUCAUGUCUCGUGUGGGAACUUCCCUCAUUGCUUUAGUUGCAAAAUCGUAUAACGUCCCAUUCCUAGUUUGCUGCGAGACCUACAAGUUCUGUGACAAAGUGCAGACCGACUCUUUUGUCAUUAAUGAACUCAGUGACCCCAACGACCUUGUCCCCAUUCACAAGAGGCAAGGCGACUACCUCACUGACUGGACUUCUAUAGAGGCUUUGAAUUUGCUUAACCUGGUCUACGAUGUGACAUCACCUGACCUCAUCACCAUGGUGAUCACACAAGUCGGACUUAUCCCUUGUACCUCUGUGCCUGUAGUACUGAGAAUUAGCCGUGACUUGGAACAAAUGCAAACUACUUAGCAGCAUGCGUAUAAUUAUAUAAAUCAUUUUUGUUAUAAUUAUAAAUUAAAGGUAUGUUUUUUUGUGCAAUUUUCAUGAAUAAUGAGUGUCGCAAGCUGCGCUGUGCUAAUGCC
Molecule: messenger RNA, 1737 nt
Organism: Halichondria panicea
Lineage: Eukaryota; Metazoa; Porifera; Demospongiae; Suberitida; Halichondriidae
Product: translation initiation factor eIF2B subunit delta-like
Exons: 12
Coding region: 47-1624 (525 amino acids)
Source: RefSeq, a predicted model, not a curated record